Messenger RNA from Naegleria fowleri, 1125 nucleotides. RefSeq lists its product as uncharacterized. NCBI's taxonomy places the organism in Eukaryota, Heterolobosea, Eutetramitea, Acrasida, Naegleriidae. The record is from RefSeq and is a predicted model, not a curated record. The transcript has a single exon. Bases 1 to 1125 code for a protein of 374 amino acids.
AUGCUGGAAAAGCUUUCUGGUGAAGUGAUUGGCUUGAUCCUGUCGUUCGUCGGAUCAUUGUAUGAAUUUAAAAACCUCUCGUUGUUGAACAGGGAAUUUUAUCAUCAACACUUUGAAGAUGAAAAUUCUGUUGUGAUAUUAGAAUUGUUAUUGUUUAUUCUUGGAAAGGAAAUUCCUGUCAUGCGUCAACAUGAUCACUUUAAGAGUGUUUGGAAGGAAUUGGAAGCAUUUAAAGAAUAUGUAAAAGAACAUGAUGUUAUAAAAAGAAAGCGACAGAUUCAGGAACUCGAACAUGAGACGACCUAUCUCGACUGCUUAAAAGUGAUUGCCUAUGAGAAUUGUAAUUGGAUCAACCAUUUAGACAACAAAUCACUUCCAGAAGUACUCACAUUUCAAUACGACGCGCAUGAAAAAGAGAGAGCAAUAACAAUGCGUUUUGAGGGAACUAACAUUCAUGAGCAGUUUCUUGAAAAUAUGGGACUUACUUGUGAAAUGUGGGUAUCUUUCGCUCAACACUCGUUUUUUCCAGUGCUAUGUACGAUUAGUGAUGUCAAUUGGACAAAUGGUUUUGGCUUAUUUGAAUAUACCAAUCACAGUUCUACAACUCCUGACACCAUCAAUUGGUUUAUUCGUGAUUGGUAUCGUGAGGACAAAUAUUUUGUGACAAGCCCAAUUCCAUCCACCCAUCAAUGGGUACAUUAUGCAGGAACUUUUGAUUUAACCACUUGCGUUGCUUCCUUGUAUGUCAAUGGAAAACUGGAAUCUCAAAAGACUAUCACUGACCACCAAUUGCAACUACAUCCUGGGAUGCAAAUGGUUGUUGGAUACUCUGAUUAUUGCAACGACAUUAACUAUCAUAUCCGAGGAGAGUAUACUGAUAUUCGAUUAUGGAAUGUCUGCAGAACUCAGGAUCAAAUUAAAGAGACUAUGAACAGAAGAAUUUUCAAAUAUAAUUUAGAAAGAAAGAAAAGCCUAGAGAAUUUGAUUUUUAAUUACUAUCCAGACAAAAUAUUGGACACUCCAACACGUAUCAAGAAUAAGACACCCAAUACAAAGUAUAAAGAUUAUGACGCUGAAAGGGGAAAGAGUGUUGUGGUUCGUUCAACCCUUUGUCGCAAACAUUGA